CAUGCUCUUUGUUGAUAUCUUUAGGCAUAAGCUAUGUGCUAAGUAAAAUGAUUUCCUGAAAUUUGAUUAAUGUAUGCAUAUUAUUUUGAAAAUGUCUGAUUGAAGUACAACUAAGGGGCCAACCAUAAUGAUAUUUGUAAAACAUUUCCUUCUAUGUCAUGGUCCGCCAAGUUAUUGUUAAUACUAUUUGAUUUGGUCAUCAUUUUUCUAGAAGUCUGAUAGUAGUACUGAUUAGAUAUUUUUGAUUGAAGCAGCUAAAAAUUUGACAAAUUAUUAAAUAUUAGAAAUUAAAAAUUAAAUAAGUUGUAUUUUUUAUCAAAUGGUUCAAUACUUGCAAUUUUGAGUUUAAAUUGAAAUAAGGUGUAGUUUUAUAUAUUUAUCUACUUAUCUUUUCUCAAAUAUAAUGUGACAUUUCCAGAAAUGGAAGAAAAUAGAGUCGAUGAUCAGGAAUAUAUUCCCCAAGUUGCAGAUGAUCGAAAACCAAAAAUUGGAAUGGAAUUCUCAUCACUAGAGGAGGCAUAUUCGUUCUAUAACCAAUAUGCACGAGAAACCGGAUUUAGUUCACGGAUAAACACAAGCAAGAAAAAUAAGAUGACAAAUGAAGUGAUGUGGAAACAAAUUGUAUGUUUUAAAGAAGGACAUACAAAUCUAAUACGGAAUGCUAAACAUACAAAAUCUGAUCAACUGAUAAGGGAAAGAGCACGUGGCACAGUUAGAACGGGUUGUAAAUCAAAUAUUGCAUUUGUCAAGAAACAGACAUGACCUAAUUGGGUUGUAAGUAACUUCAUAGAAACCCAUAAUCAUCCACUCUCAACUCCAUCAAAGGUGCAUUUGCUACGCUCACAUCGUAAUGUCUCGGCAGCAAAGAGAACAUUGACUAAACAGUUUUCAGAAGCCAAUGUACCAACUUGUCAACAAAUGCGAUUAUUGGAGAUAGAGUAUGGAGGGCCUGAGGGGGUAGGGUGCACAGAAAGAGAUAUUAGAAAUUUUGAAAAAAAACUAAGGGAUGAACAAAAGGGUAUUGAUGCCGAAACAUUGAUCGAGUUAUUUACAUCUGAGCAAGAGAAGAAUUCAGCUUUUUUCUUUGAUUAUAAGACUGAUUCAGAUAACAAAUUCAGUAAGUGUUUUUGGGCUGAUCAUGUAUCAAGGAGGGCAUACAGUAUAUUUGGUGAUGUCGUUGUAUUUGAUACGACAUAUAAUACCAAUAAAUAUGACCUAAUUUUUGCAUCAUUUGUAGGAGUUAAUCAUCAUCAUCAGACAAUUAUUUUUGGUUGCGGGUUUCUAAGUGAUGAAAAAACUGAGUCUUUUGUUUGGUUGCUUAAGAAGUUCAUAGAAGCCAUGCCUAAAGGCCCACCAAAUGUUAUCAUCACUGAUCAAGAUCCUGCUAUGACGAAAGCUAUUGCACAAGUUUUCUCUCAAACAGUGCAUCGAUAUUAUUUGUGGCACAUACUGAAUAAAUUCCCAGAUAAAUUACAUCCUUUGACUUUUCAAAAUCACUAUCAAAGCAUAAAGAAUGUUAUUGUAAAUUCUACAACACCUGAUGAUUUUGAGAAGUCAUGGGAAGGGGUUAUCAAGUGUGCUAACUUGGAGAAAAAUGAUUGGUUGUCAUCGAUGUAUGAAUUGCGACACAAGUGGGUGCCAGUAUAUUUUAGACAUAUAUUUUGUGCUGGAAUGUCAAGUAGUCAGAGAUCUGAAAGCUCACAUUCAUUUUUUAAGAGGUAUAUUUCAAAUAAGAACUCAUUGCUGGAUUUUAUCACCCGUUUUAAUAGAGCACUGAGACACCAAAGACAUAAUGAAUUAAUUGCAGACCAUAUUGAUAUGAAUGAGCAACCCAAGAUUAAGACAAACUGGCCAAUGGAAACUCAAAUGGUUAAGUUGUACACAAAAAAGAAAUGGCUGGAGUUUCAAAGUGAAGUGGGUGAGAGUCAUGGUUAUUAUGUGCAACAAGCAUUUGCAGGAGUUGACUCAGUGGUUUACAAUGUGAUGAAAUUUCAAAGUUGUUCUUCCUCCAAACCAAAGGUUCUCACCCAUGACAAACAGAGGGAUUAUAUAUCGUGUAGUUGUACGAAAUUUGAGUUUGAGGGCAUUCCAUGCAGGCAUAUGUUAGCAUUUUUUCGUAUCAACCAAGUGUUUCAUCUGCCUAAUACGUAUAUACUCAAACGAUGGACACAAGAUGCAAAGGUUGGAGAAAUCCUAUUUUUGGGGGAGCAAAAAGAUCCAGAUCCAGGAAGGUUUUUGAUGUCGAGACACUCGAGAUUAUCUUAUAAGGCUUCAUUAUUAAUUGAUAGUGCAUCUUUAACUGAUGAGGGGACAAACUUCUUGGAUGAACAAUUCGAUUGUAUCUACAACAAAAUUCAAGAGAUGAACAUUAUUAAACCAUGUGGUGAUGGAAGUAAAAGGAAGAAAUCCAUAGAUGAGAGCCUUGGUAUUAUUGAUCCUUCUUCGGUAAGAACAAAGGGAUGCGGGAAGAGAUUGAAAUCAUCAAAGGAGAAGUCAAUCUCAAAGUCCAGGAUAUGUCGUGGAUGUGGAUAUCGAGGUGUGUCAUAUGACAAGCGCAACUGCCCAAUUUUACAGCAAAGAUCAACUGAAGAUAAUCAUCAUAACAACGUUGACGACACAGAUGAAGCAAAUUUGACAUCUAUCGCUGAUUCUAACAACAUGCAAUAGGAUAUUCAUAAUCAGAAGUUGGUGUGGCGGAACUUGAAGUUGCAGUUGAGAGAAUAGCACUUCUGAUUUUUUUUUUUGGUGUCCCUUUUGGAACUCUUUCACAGUGGUGUGUUUGAAAUUAAUUGCUCGAAGGAUGUAAAAGUUCAGGGUAUCAUAGAUUCCUGUGCUUCUCUUGAA
This is a messenger RNA of Zingiber officinale, 2844 nucleotides long. RefSeq names its product protein FAR1-RELATED SEQUENCE 5-like. The transcript has 4 exons. The coding region runs from base 919 to 2667 and encodes 582 amino acids. Gene Ontology annotation, biological process: regulation of DNA-templated transcription. Gene Ontology annotation, molecular function: zinc ion binding. The record is from RefSeq and is a predicted model, not a curated record. NCBI's taxonomy places the organism in Eukaryota, Viridiplantae, Streptophyta, Magnoliopsida, Zingiberales, Zingiberaceae.